AUGAACGGCGUUAUUGAGGCGCUGCACAUCUAUGAUGACAACAGGAAUCCCAUUCUAUCGCAUACCUAUACAGGACGGCCGCUCUCGGCUUCCCAUCUUCUGUCCCUCUACCUCGAACACCCAUUUCCACGGCCGAGCCUGAUCUAUCUCCCCAAUGCAAACCCUCCGACACUCGUCUUCAGCCUGACGCACUCCAACCUGCUUUUCUUGGCCACCUCAUCCACCGAAAUCGAACCCCUCCUUGUGCUCGAGUUCCUGCACCGAAUCGUCGAUGCCUUUGAAGACUUCGUUGGGGCGCCGUUGCUGGCUGUCAAGCUGGAAAACAACUACGAUGUCGUCGCCCAACUUCUGACGGAGAUGUGUGAUGCAGGGACCGUCAGUACGACGGAGCCCAACGCUCUAAGAGAAGUGGUGGAGAUGGAGGGCUGGGUUGACAAGCUGCUGGGUAGCAUCAACUUACCAGGGAAAAAUCCACUCAACACAACUUCAAACGCACCGUCCCUAAUAGCCUCCAACACGCCAGCCUUGCCCUGGCGACGGGCCAACGUACGGCAUACGUCAAACGAGCUCUACGCCGAUGUCGUUGAGACUCUCUCCGUCACGCUUGCUCCUUCAGGAAGGCCAUUGGCUGCCUUUGCUAAUGGAACAAUUGCGUUUACGUCAAAGGUGUCUGGCGUUCCGGAUGUUUUGGUGACAUUGGGCAGCCCGUCAGGGAAACAUAAUAUCGGUGGCAUCAUGGAACUACCUGUGUUCCAUCCAUGCGUUCGUUUGAACAAGUGGAAUGAACGACCUGGAGAAUUAAGUUUUAUACCGCCCGAUGGACGAUUCAUCCUGGCUGGCUACGAAGUUGACCUGUUACCAUUUACGAGUGGCAAGAGUGGGAGCGUCAACUCGAACAACCUCAAGCUUCCCGUUACCCUUGAGAUGAAAACUGGUCUUGGACCCGUGGGAUCCGAAUUCGAGGUCAGGCUGCAAACUAACAAGAUUUUUGGUACCCCCAACUCAUCAGCAGCAAGCCAACUGGCGCGUUCAGGAGUACCCGGAAUCCCUGGACGAUUGUCAUCACCACACCCUGGAACCCCAAGCUCGCCACUGCUGGACGACUUGACAGUCACUAUUCCUCUACCUGAAGACGUGAGGAACCUGUCUGAUAUCAGGCCGUCUAGGGGAGAUGCAAGCUUCAACAGAGCCGAGGGGCGACUCGAGUGGCACAUCCCCGCAAAGGAGAUAUCUGGCCCGACGUCCCAUUUCGGAUUGAGGUGUACGGUAGUGGGGUCUCUAGCUGACGACGACGAAGAGGAAGAGUUUGAUCCUACAGGAUUCGGGUUUGGCACUGACUAUUCAUACAACGAGCCAUACCAAAGCACACCGGCUACGAAGAAGGGCAAAGAAAAGCAGGGCGCGGAUGAUGAACAGGACCCUAAGAGGGUGGCGCAGAACAAGAUUCUGAUGCCUAGUUCAGCGUCUGUAAGCUUCUCCGUCAAGGGGUGGCUAGCAAGCGGGUUGAAGAUUGAGAGCAUUGUAAUAGAUACAAGGAAAAGCCGGGGGCUGGGCGAGGGUGUGAAGCCUUACAAGGGCGUCAAGUACUUGACAGUCAGCAAGGGAGGACAUACCUUAGCAGUAUCCUUGUGCGUCAUUGCUCCUUAUCCUUCACAUGAGCUAUUGCUUCCUUCCAACUUUGACAUUCUAGAUUCGCCUUGUCAUGUCGAUUCAAGCCGUGUAGAGCACGAGUAUCGAGCUGAGAGAAGGCGGAUUCUCCGUGGUUCCAACAUUGGCUGUCGCAAGGCUAUGAAGCGCUUUGCAGGCCCUGUUCUGCGUAGCCGGCGUGGCGCGAGGGUCAGCCGAGAUGCGUCAUGGCUGACAUGGGCUUCGCGAUGCUGCGCUCCGGCAUCUGGUGGACGAUCGGUGCGAUGGAGCUCGAGCCGGCCUGGGAGGCCACGGACGGCGAUUUUCUUCCCGGGCCAGGGAGUGCAAAAGGUUGGCAUGCUGUCGCCUUGGCUGGAGGCGUUUCCCACGACGGCAUCGCAGAUUAUCGAAGAGAUUGACCACUGCGCUGGUUUCAAAAUCUCCGACGUCAUACAGAAUGGCCCGUCCAAAGUUCUGACCCAGACAACCAUGGCCCAGCCUGCCAUCAUGGCCACGUCCAUCUUCAUCCUACGCAUCCUCGAGCGCGAGUUCAACUUUCGAGUUGCCGACCAUUUCGACUUUACGCUGGGUCAUUCUCUGGGCGAGUUCACUGCAUUGGUUGCUGGUGGAUACAUUGCCUUUGAAGACAGCUACUAUUUAGUGCAGCGGCGCGCAGCGGCGAUGUCGGAGGCGACGAAGAAGGCCAUCCAGGAAUAUGGAGGCGAGUACGGCAUGGUGGCUGUGAUUACAGAACCGGAAUAUCUACAAGGCUUGAUCAAGGCGAUUCGAGACUUUGUUGGGCACUCGAGCGACGGGAGCAAGUCGGAGAGCAAUCAAGAUGUGCCGCCGAUUGAGCAGGUGUUGAUCGCCAACAUCAACAGCAAGAACCAGAUUGUGUUGAGCGGUAACAUGGAGAGAAUCAAGAUGCUUAUAGCGCAUGUUCGCCAGUUCUUGGGCCACGACCCACGAGCGGUGCGGCUACACAGCGACAGCCCUUUCCACAGCCCCAUCAUGAAGCCCGCGGUAACUGUCAUGAAGACACUGCUGGAGAAGAAGAGCCGUGUCCCGGGCCGAGAGAACGAAGACAUUGUUACGUUCCCGGGAUUGAUGCCGUGUAUAAGUAAUGUCUCAGCCAGACCGUUCCAAAGCAAGGAACAACUAAAGGACCUACUCGCCAGAGGAUGCCUUGAGACGGUUCGAUGGUGGGCAGCAAUCAAGUACCUCGACCAGGAGGAGAAAGUCAGGCGAUGGGUUGGUAUCGGCCCUGGCAAAGUGGGCAGAAACCUGGUAGGAAAAGAGGUGGGCAUGAGAGGAAAGGAUCUAGUCAAGGGAGGAGGCGUAUGGGCGAUUACGGAUCCUUAUGAGGUGGAAGAGGUACUGCGAGGACUGGAAGAGACGGCGAAUAUCUUAGAUGACGAAGACGAAUAA
Messenger RNA from Trichoderma virens Gv29-8, 3054 nucleotides. RefSeq lists its product as uncharacterized. Gene Ontology annotation, molecular function: [acyl-carrier-protein] S-malonyltransferase activity. Gene Ontology annotation, biological process: intracellular protein transport; vesicle-mediated transport; fatty acid biosynthetic process. The record is from RefSeq and is a predicted model, not a curated record. Gene Ontology annotation, cellular component: mitochondrion; clathrin adaptor complex. Lineage: Eukaryota; Fungi; Ascomycota; Sordariomycetes; Hypocreales; Hypocreaceae. Bases 1 to 3054 code for a protein of 1017 amino acids. The transcript is spliced from 5 exons.